This is a messenger RNA of Athene cunicularia (burrowing owl), 4024 nucleotides long. It is a transcript of the gene SCAMP4, whose product is annotated as secretory carrier membrane protein 4. Gene Ontology annotation, cellular component: trans-Golgi network membrane; recycling endosome membrane. The transcript is spliced from 8 exons. Gene Ontology annotation, biological process: protein transport. The record is from RefSeq and is a predicted model, not a curated record. NCBI's taxonomy places the organism in Eukaryota, Metazoa, Chordata, Aves, Strigiformes, Strigidae. Bases 296 to 985 code for a protein of 229 amino acids.
UUGCCUCUCACGGCUGCUUUCUGCCUUGGCUGGCUGGGGGGAGCCGGCCGGGACACGUCUGCCAGGGCUGGUGCUCGGGGGCUUCCAGGGGAGCGCAGGGCAGGGCCAGGGGACGAGGCCGGUGUGCUCGGGGCAGGGUGAGCACCAGCCAGUUGCACGGCUCCUGCUCGGGAAAUUCAUUUGGGAAGGUCCGCAGAGCUAGGAGCCAACAAAUCAUCUCAACACCUAAAUGAAGCACUAAAUCUGAUCUGUUGCUAUCUGUCAGAAACCUCACCAGGGAACACUCCUCAUAGAAAUGGCAGAAAAGGUGAAUAACUUCCCACCGUUACCCAAGUUUAUCCCUCUGAAACCAUGCUUCUACCAGAACUUUGCCGAUGAGAUUCCCAUCGAUUAUCAGUCUCUGGUGAAGAGAAUCUACCACGUAUGGAUCUUUUACUGCAUCACACUAGCGGUGAAUGUAAUUGCUUGCCUGGCGUGGUGGAUCGGAGGAGGCUACGGUGUCAAUUUUGGUUUGGCAAUCCUCUGGCUUAUCCUCUUCAGUCCCUGUGGCUACGUCUGCUGGUUCCGACCCGCGUACAAAGCCUUUCGGUCGGACAGCUCAUUUAAUUUUAUGGCCUUUUUUUUCGUCUUUGGCGCACAGUUUAUUCUCACAGUCCUGCAGGCGAUUGGUUUCUCCGGAUGGGGAGCUUGCGGGUGGUUGGCAGCCAUUACUUUCUUUAGCACCAAUGUUGCAGCUGCUGUGUUCAUGCUGUUUCCUGCCGUGAUGUUUACAAUGUCAGUGGUCGCAAUGCUCAUCUGCAUCUUAAGGGUACAUAAAAUCUACCGAGGGGGUGGUGGAAGCUUUCAGAAAGCUCAGGAUGAGUGGAACAGCGGCACGUGGAGGAACCCCCCCAGCAGGGAGGCCCAGUACAGCAAUUUUUCUGGGAACAGCCUGCCAGAGUAUCCCACAGUGCCCAACUAUCCCCCUGGAAACCAAUGGCCUUAAGCAGCAACAGCUGCAAACUGCCUGGAUUCUCUUCUUUUUGGUCCUUUUAUUAUUGUUAUUUGAAAAGAUCAUUUGCAUUCCCCCCCUAAGCACCCCAGUCAUCUUGGGGACUUUUUUUGGUUUUUGUCUCCUCAUCACCGCAGAAGAUACGUGCUGUCAGCCCUUGCCACCGCCAGAGCUCUGCACGACCUUAUCAGAGAGGGUUUUUUUUUGUUUGUGUUGAGUUACCAGUAUUUGCCUUGUUGCAGACUGAGGAACCAACCCUUCGCUGCCCUUGCUUGAGGGAAUCCUCUCAUGACCAUACGUGAAAAAGGCUUGACUUCCCCACAACGGUGAACAACACUACGACUGCUCCUUCUCCUGCCUCCCCGCUUAGUUUUCAUCACGUGCACGGUGCGCCGCCAAGUCAUCUCUAACAAACGCAAUCAGAGCAUUAGUAGCAACUGGUGUUUACUCUUCUGGAUGAAUAAUCUGGAAUUUUUUCCACUCUUAAGGGAAACGCAACACCUAAAUUAUUUGGUACUAGUGAUAUCGGGUACUUGUAAAAUCUACAACCUCGUUUGCUUGCGCUCUCUGGUGAAGAAUCUUUUAGAUAACGGUGCGUGCUGUGGGUGAGUGUUGUUUGGAUGUGAAGUCCACACGAGUCCACAUUUGCCUGGGUAGGACUAUUGUUAUGCUAGAAGUCUUGCUUUCCCUGCUGCCAAAAGUUUUUGCUGGAUCUGUGUGCUUCAAAGGUGCAGAUUCAUCUCAUUUAGUUAAUGAUUGCUCAUUAAGCCUGAUUCAAAGCCCACUGGAAACUGUGGAGAAGUUGGCUGACAUUGGGCUUUGGACCUGGCUACCUGGGUGAUGUUUACCAUGUUACAGCACGAGAUAUCCAUGCCAUCUAAAUUCCAUUUGUGUGGCAUCCAGAUUUUGUGCUGAGCCAAGAAAUGCCCUCCAGGGACACACCUUGCCCACUUGGGACACCCUUUUCUUUCGGGCUCCCAACCAGUAACCAGAUGCAAGAUAACUAUUGAUCUCAGUGCUGGGGCCUCAGUGUGGUUUGGGAGUGAUUCUAUUACGGUGAAUAGUUUUAGUUCUGCCUUCUACCAGUGUAGCUGAAAUCCAGACGUUUUGCAGCGUGGUCUGGUAGACCAAGGAAAGCUCGUUAGUCCUUGUAACUGUCGUUAGCUGCGCAGACCUGGUCUGCAGCUCUGUAGCACUUCCCUUCCAUGUACGAGGAGGAAGAGAUCGAUUCAUGCCUUUCUCCGAGAAUCAGCUGAGGAGAGGAUAAAGCUGUUGGGAGGGAUUGUUUUCCCUGAGAGCUGGCAUCCAUCUCAUCGUUCAUCUCCAUUCUGUGCAUGCACGUCAGGACUGCUGUAGCCUGAGCCAUCCAAUUCCCCUGUGUCCUACAGCGAUCCAGGCAGCAAAGGCUGCAGUUUUUUCUUCUCCCUCAACAGCCUGCUGUGAAUUUUUUUCAAACCUGUCAAAAACUGGGAGGUUAGUUCCCAAUAUUUUUAUAGGGAAUGAGUGUUCAAAGUCUUCAUCUCUGAAAGUUUUGGCCAAUGAUCCUGUGAAGGACAGAGUGCUCCCCUGCGGAGACUUGGGAGGUGUUGGGCACCCCGUGGCGGGUCAGGCCCAGAGCCUGCCUGGCUUGGCAGGUUGGCAGAUGGGAUGCCAGAGAUGUUACGGUGUAAGUGGAGUCACUCCAAAUACACACUGGGUAGCUGGAAAACAAAAUUGGCUCCUGGAAAAGGAUAGGGAGGUUGUCCUAGCUAGGUGGAACUGAUUUGCAAGUGAUCUUUUGAAAACCGUCUCUACAUGUGCCUUAUCUAAUAAAAUAAUAGUUCACGAAGGAGAACCCUUCCUUCACCAUCAUCCCUGCAGAACUUCCCAUUAGCUCUAUUAACUUUUUCUGUGUCAUACUGUAAAUACUAGGUGAAGUACAGCUUGGAGUCUGCAUGACACCUUUGUUACUAGGGCCAAAGCGAAAGCAAACAUGACUCAGAGGGCAGAGCCUCCCUGAAUUUCUGUUUACAAGCAACACUGAUGCCCUGCUGCAGAACCAGCCCUUUGCUGGGUCUGGGUUAUUUAACGUGCCCUGAGCACGAGGGGUUUUUUUCUUGCGAGUGUGCAAUGUGCUUGUAAGUAUGAACGCUUGAAGCCUUCUUAACAGAACACGACCUGAUCACGUUGUCAAGCUUUUAGGUGCCUUUGUCUUGUGUCAAGUGUAAUUUUAAAUGUUCUUUGUCGCUUGCCAUCAGAGUGAUAAAAGAACUGCUUGUUGAUUAACUCCCUGGAAAUACGACUGCACUACAGGGGAGUGAGGGGAGGUUAACAGUGCUGAACGUGAGCUUGGCCACGUGUGGAAGCCAGAACGUGGUGCACCCGUGUACCGCGCUCCCUCCAGCCCUGCCCCUUGCCAUCCUCAACCUCUUGCCAAAAUUGUUCAAAAGCAAUUGGUGUCUGUCCUUUUUUAGCAUGUCAGGGUUUCAAAGGAACCAAGAGGAGAAGCAUUGCUGGGGACUCUGUCCUGUUUCUCUUUGGGGUUUUUUUGUCCCUUGGAUAAUCUGGGGAGCUCUUUCGAAGCACCCACCUUCAGGCACGUUGAAAAUGCUUGAUGGAAGGUGAGGGGGUAUUUAGGAGCCCACCCCCCAGAAUGGUUGGAGCCAGGCACCAAAAUCACACCCUGUUAGCACGCACUGCCCGAGAUGCUACAGAGCUUAAAUGAACCUCUCUGGAUGGGAUCUGCCAUCACUCAUCCCCCCUCUAUCCAAUUCGAUGCCAGAAACCGUAAUUCCAGAAAGUUGACUCAACAUGCUGCCUGAACUAUUGUGGCUUAUUUUUUUGGACUCCUCUAUGUUUUUAAAUGUUUACAUUAGAUUUUUAAGACUUCUUAACACCAUUAACCUGGACCUAGCUCCUGGUUUUUGUUCGGCAUCACGUGGCGUGUAUGUGUGCGAUGUUUCAUGUCACUUGUGGAGCUCUGGUUUUUGUUUGUGUUUUUUCUCCUGAUCAUAAGACAAUAAAUGCUCAUCCUGUGCUUGAUGAGAAGAACUG